Molecule: messenger RNA, 2968 nt
Organism: Arabidopsis arenosa
Lineage: Eukaryota; Viridiplantae; Streptophyta; Magnoliopsida; Brassicales; Brassicaceae
Source: the annotation of a GenBank genome assembly
GUGACGGAUACAAUUGCAUGGAAUGUGCUUCCUCAUGAACUUUUCCAGAGAUUAUUCAGACAGGACUUGUUGGUCGCUAGCCUUUUCCGGAAUUUCUUACUUGCUGAGAGAAUAAUGCGGUCCGCAAACUGUAAUCCAAUAUCUCACCCUAUGCUGCCUCCUACGCAUCAACAUCAUAUGUGGGAUGCAUGGGACAUGGCUGCUGAAAUCUGUCUUUCUCACCUUCCCCAACUUGUUCUGGACCCAACCGCAGAAUUCCAGCCAAGUCCGUUUUUCACUGAGCAAUUGACAGCUUUUGAGGUGUGGCUUGAUCAUGGAUCUGAGCAUAAGAAGCCACCGGAGCAGUUACCCAUUGUUCUUCAGGUGUUACUUAGCCAGUGCCAUCGGUUUCGUGCUCUUGUACUUCUUGGAGAUUUCUUGAUAUGGGUCAUGGGCUGUGGAUCUGGCCUUAUUCUUGCACUUGAUAAGUCAUGUCAAAUUGAUCUUGUGAAGGAUGGGGGGCAUACAUAUUUCAUACGAUUUCUAGAUAGCUCGGGUGCAUUUCCAGAACAACGAGCUAUGGCUGCUUUUGUUCUGGCUGUCAUUGUGGAUGGACAUCGACGAGGCCAGGAAGCAUGUCUUGAAGCUAAUUUAAUUGGUGUUUGUCUGGGACACCUUGAAGCAUCCAGACCAAGUGAUCCACAGCCUGAACCAUUGUUUCUACAAUGGCUUUGUCUUUGUCUUGGAAAGUUAUGGGAAGAUUUUAUGGAGGCCCAAAUAAUGGGCAGGGAGGCUAAUGCUUUUGAAAAGUUGGCACCUCUGCUUUCCGAGCCCCAACCUGAGGUAAGGGCUGCUGCUGUUUUUGCCCUGGGUACCUUGCUUGAUAUUGGGUUUGACUCUAAUAAAAGUGUGGUGGAGGAUGAAUUUGAUGAUGAUGAAAAGAUUAGAGCCGAAGACGCUAUCAUUAAAAGUCUCUUAGAUGUAGUUUCAGAUGGGAGUCCACUUGUCCGAGCAGAGGUUGCCGUAGCUCUUGCACGUUUUGCCUUUGGCCACAAACAGCACCUUAAGUUAGCCGCAGCUUCAUAUUGGAAGCCUCAGUCAAGUUCUUUGCUUACUUCUCUCCCUUCAAUAGCUAAAUUCCAUGAUCCUGGGAGUGCAACAAUUGUUUCUUUACACAUGAGUCCUCUGACUAGAGCUAGCACGGAUAGCCAACCAGUGGCUCGUGAGGCUAGGAUCUCAAGCAGCCCUCUUGGCUCCUCUGGGCUGAUGCAAGGAUCUCCAUUAUCUGAUGAUUCUUCGUUACAUUCUGAUUCUGGAAUGAUGCAUGACAGUGUCAGCAAUGGAGCGGUCCAUCAGCCAAGACUGUUGGACAACGCUGUUUAUUCGCAGUGCGUUCGAGCUAUGUUUGCAUUAGCUAAAGAUCCAUCUCCACGUAUUGCAAGUCUCGGACGGCGUGUGCUUUCUAUUAUUGGAAUCGAACAGGUUGUUGCGAAACCCUCGAAGCCCACUGGCCGACCAGGGGAAGCUGCAACGACAUCUCACACUCCACUUGCUGGCCUAGCUCGUUCAUCCUCAUGGUUUGAUAUGCAUGCAGGUAAUCUGCCCUUAAGUUUUAGGACUCCCCCGGUCAGCCCCCCUAGAACAAACUAUCUAAGUGGACUGAGGAGAGUUUGUUCAUUAGAGUUCAGGCCUCAUCUAUUGAGUUCGCCCGACUCAGGGUUGGCUGAUCCGCUUUUAGGCGUCAGUGGAUCUGAACGGAGUUUGCUUCCACUAUCAACUAUCUACAGCUGGAGUUGUGGCCACUUUUCUAAACCGCUUCUUGGUGGUGCGGAUGCUAGUCAAGAAAUUGCAGCCAAAAGAGAAGAGAAAGAAAAAUUCGCACUUGAGCAUAUUGCAAAAUGCCAGCACUCCUCUAUUAGCAAGCUCAACAAUAAUCCUAUUGCCAACUGGGAUACGAGGUUUGAAACGGGAACAAAGACAGCACUCCUUCACCCAUUCUCUCCUAUUGUAGUUGCUGCAGACGAGAAUGAACGGAUCAGAGUGUGGAACUAUGAGGAAGCAACUCUUCUCAAUGGCUUUGACAAUCAUGAUUUUCCUGACAAAGGAAUUUCAAAGCUCUGCCUCGUCAAUGAACUUGACGACUCUCAGCUACUUGUUGCGUCAUGCGAUGGGUCGGUCCGGAUAUGGAAAAACUAUGCAACUAAGGGUAAACAAAAGCUUGUUACUGGGUUUUCUUCAAUCCAGGGUCACAAGCCCGGUGCACGUGACUUGAACGCUGUCGUGGACUGGCAACAACAGUCCGGUUACCUGUAUGCUUCUGGGGAGGUGUCAACAGUCACACUUUGGGACCUGGAGAAAGAACAGCUUGUCAGAUCUAUUCCCUCUGAAUCAGAGUGUGGAGUUACAGCACUUUCCGCUUCUCAAGUACACGGAGGUCAACUUGCUGCUGGUUUUGCCGAUGGAUCUUUGAGACUCUAUGAUGUUCGGUCACCUGAACCGCUUGUCUGCGCGACUCGGCCUCAUCAGAAAGUUGAAAGGGUGGUUGGACUCAGUUUUCAACCUGGACUUGAUCCCGCAAAGGUGGUGAGUGCAUCGCAGGCCGGUGACAUACAGUUUCUUGACCUUAGAACAACAAGGGACACAUACCUGACGAUUGAUGCACACAGGGGUUCACUCACGGCUUUAGCUGUUCACAGACACGCUCCAAUAAUCGCGAGCGGAUCUGCAAAACAGCUCAUUAAAGUGUUCAGCCUUCAAGGGGAACAACUAGGGAUAAUCCGCUACUACCCGUCCUUCAUGGCACAAAAGAUUGGUUCAGUGAGUUGCCUCACAUUUCAUCCGUACCAGGUUCUGCUAGCAGCUGGAGCUGCUGACUCAUUCGUCUCCAUAUACACCCACGACAACUCGCAAGCAAGAUGAGUGGCAACUGUAAGUGGAUAUGUUGCAUUUAGCAUUGCUCUUGUGAUAAAAAGAAAAGCAAAAAUCAGUG